CGGGUGGCUAGGUCAGUUUCAGCCAUGCUGCCGAGGGUACUGGUGUGUCUUGGUGCUUUCUGGAGCUUCAGCGUGGCCCAGCAACGACUAGACCUUUAUGAAGGAGAUAUUUGCAAGGAGACGCCAGGAGCGUUGUGGACUUGUAAGGCAAGGAAAGAUUGUCCUACUGCUGGAGGUUUGAGCGAUGGCAAUACAGUUCAAGAGUGUAACAGCCAAGGCUCGGAGCCUAUAGUCUGCUGCGAACCUUCCCUGAAACAACAUACGGAUGUGGGAGCCAAGACGAGAUUGAUGUGCAAGAAGUACGCAGAGUAUGUAUACGUUUCUGGCACUCUGGAUGACGGAGAUGUGGUGAAGUUAGACACAUGUGGGUUUAUAGAGCCUUUCAAAAGGAGCGUUAGAAGUGUUGGUAUGAAUACUUCGCCAAUGGAAUUCCCUCACAUGGCCUUGAUUGGAUAUGGAGAAAAUAAUGCUAUCACAUGGCUUUGUGGUGGAAGCUUGAUCAGCGAGAGAUAUGUCCUUAGUGCCGCUCAUUGCAAUGACGCUGGUCCAAAAAGAGGACUUGCAAGAUGGGUGAGACUGGGAGAUUAUAACGCUAAGAACACCGACGAUGACGAGAUGGGGCUUGCGAAGACAAUGAAGUACGAGAUCAUAGAGAGGAUCAUCCAUCCGGAAUACCUUCGGCGCAGUGUGUACAACGACAUCGCGUUGUACAAGCUGGAGAAGAAUGUAGAGUUCAACGAGUACGUCAGACCGAUCUGCUUGCAGACUAAACAUCAGUUUGCCAAAUCCUAUGUCAUUGGUGCAGGAUGGGAUCCUAACGAACGCUUGGGCAAAAAUAAUGGUGUCCUGCAAAAAGUAAAUUUGACAAUUACUCCAAGAAAACAAUGCAGUGAAGCCUAUGAAAGUGUUAAAGCAACAGAAAAGCUGAAGAGUGGAAUAGACGAUGCUUCAAUGGUCUGUGCUGUAGACAAAGAAAAUGCAGACCCUUGCUUGGUUGACGCAGGAGGACCUAUUAUGAUACGGUUGACGACGCCUUACUGCAUGUACAGUCAAGUUGGUAUCGCCUCUUUUGGGACUCAAUGCUCUGGUAACAGACCAGGGGUCUAUACGCGAGUGUCCCGUUAUGUGCCUUGGAUAGAGAGCAUUGUAUGGCCUUGACGAGGACUUUUCUUCACCCUUGUAUAGAGGACAGGGGGAUAUAAGGAUAAUAUUGUUUAAUGUUAUAUACAAACAUUACUGAAGAA
This is a messenger RNA of Homalodisca vitripennis (glassy-winged sharpshooter), 1244 nucleotides long. RefSeq names its product venom protease-like. The coding region runs from base 25 to 1158 and encodes 377 amino acids. Gene Ontology annotation, biological process: proteolysis. Gene Ontology annotation, molecular function: serine-type endopeptidase activity. The transcript has 7 exons. The record is from RefSeq and is a predicted model, not a curated record. NCBI's taxonomy places the organism in Eukaryota, Metazoa, Arthropoda, Insecta, Hemiptera, Cicadellidae.